Messenger RNA from Fonticula alba, 4195 nucleotides. RefSeq lists its product as hypothetical. Lineage: Eukaryota; Rotosphaerida; Fonticulaceae. The transcript is spliced from 4 exons. The coding region runs from base 64 to 4026 and encodes 1320 amino acids. The record is from RefSeq and is a predicted model, not a curated record.
UUCUCAUUCAUCAACGCCUUCCCCUCUCCCUCCCAGGCGCUCAGUGAAUGGGCCUCAACCGAUAUGCUCCAGUCGAUUCGGUUCCUCCCCCGCCUGGCGCAGCGCCCGAAUAUGGCGCGCCGCCCCGCGCAGGCCUUCUUCCCCCCCCUCGCCCAGAGCAUCCACUCCGCGGCCAACAACUCGGAUAACGAUGACUUCUCGGACUUCUCCACGCCCCCCCGCCCGGAGACGGUCAAGACCACCACCCCCACGCCGGCCGGCAUGCUGCAGGACCAGCAGCGCCUGCGUCAGCAGCUGGUGCACGAGUUCACCGGGUCCCCCUCGGCCACCGGGCACUCGGACGCCGUGUUCGACUAUGCCACCUCCGGGGCCGGCGGCCAGGCGAUCACCGGCACCCCGGAUGACGAUGAGUUCCGCGUGGUGUCGGUGUCCGAGCUGACCGGCGCCAACUUCUACCAGCACUAUGGCAUCGUGGCCCCGGAGCCCGACGCCGACACCGAUGACCCCAGCAUGGCCUCGGGCAAGUACCCCAUCAAUCUGGACCUGGUUGCCGGUCAGGCCCCCCCACGUCGCCAUGGCUACCUCGACCGGAGCAUGGGCGAGGAUAUCCAGGCCCGCGCGGAGAUCUUCAACGCCUUCAACCCGCUGUAUGGCUAUCACCCGGCCUUCCGCCAGCUGACCCCGCCGCAGCCGACGCAGAACCCCUUCGACCCGAUCAUCAACCGGAUUGUCCCCUCCCCGCCGUCGGAUGUCCGGCACUUCCCGAGCCCCGGCCAGCCGGGCUACCUGCCGGAAUUCAAGACCCUGCCGCAGUUCCUCGACGACCACCCGGCCAUGCGGCCCAUUCGGGCUCUGGACUCGACGGCCGCCAUUGAGGGCAACAAGUUCGAGCGCAGCGACGACCCGCCCGCGCUGUCUGGCACCCUUUACCGUGCCUUCCUCAACACUCGCAGCUUCAAUGUCGAUCGCCUGGCCGAGCUGAAGCAGGCUGCCGACCCGGUCACCGCCUUUGCUCAUGAGCUCCUCCUGACUGCUCAGGGCGACUCUUCCAUGGACCUGCCCAAGAUCAUUGAUGAGAUCACCACCUUCAUGCUUGCGCCCCGUGCGUCGCCCCUGACCAAGCGCCAGUUCUUCGGCUUCGUGGACUUCCUCCUGGCCCUUGUCGACAGUGCUCCCGCCCUCCUCCCCCGGGUUCAGCCCUGCCUGUCGCGUGCGUUCACCACCUUCGCCAACAAGCCGAAGGAUGUCCGCGCCCUGCGCGCUCACGUGGACACCCUCGCCCUCCGGAAUGAGAUCUUCGCGCUGCUGGUGGCCUCCAGCGACACCGUCGGAGCCAAGCACCUGGACUCGCUCAAGGCCCGUGGCUUCGCCGUCGGUCCCCUCUUCCACCUGGCCAAGACCCUGGACGAUCUGCUGAACAAUUCCAUUUGCGCGCCGCUCGUUCGCGCGGCCGAGAGCCUGGUCCAUGUGGAUGAGCUUGAUGCGGCUGCCGCCGACCGGGCCUCCACCGCCGACGGGUCUGCCGGGUCCGACCUCUCGGCCGACGAGGAGUACAUGGAUGAGACCCCGGUGGCGGCCUUCGGCCCCGGCCGGGGGAUCCCCCAGCCUGGGUUCCUGCCCCGGCCCGGGUCGUCCUUCUUCCAGCAGAAGCCCCUGCCGACUGGCCCGGGGUCGGCCGAUCCGGCCUCCCUGCCGAUGCAUGUCCACCUGCACGAUCUGCACCUGGCCCGGAGCCAGUCGGCCCUGUCGGCUCCGGAGCAGGUCCAGCGUCACCUGACCAUCUUCGAGACGGCGGUGGCCGGGCUGCUGGCCGAGCUCGGGGCCGCCGCGCCGCCGACCCUGCGUGUGGCCACCCUCGACCCGGACCGCAUGUUCCAGGAGGUCCUCGGCUACACCGACGGCCUGGCCAGCGGGGCGGCCGGUACCAUGUACAUCGACAGCCAGGGCUUCCUGCGCAACAUCGACCACCACAUUGUCCUGCAGCCCGGGUCCCCGGUGACCAGCCUGUCCAACCCGAACAAUGCCAAGACCGUCUGCCCGACCGACAUGGCGGAUCUCCAGGGCAACCCGGUCUACUUCGACCGGCAGUCGCGCCUGCGCUACCGCGAUGCCACCUUCUACAAUGUGGCCUACCACAACUUCCACCAGCUGGACAACAAGCUGACCGUGACCCCCUUCGAGCCGAUCCCCUUCCGCCAUGACGAGUUCGGCCGGGUUCUCGAUGGGUCGGGCCGGCCGCUGGCCGAGUCGGCCGGCGGCCCGGCGGCCAUUCGCCACGAUGCCCGGGGCUUUGGCUUCCUGCCGGAUGGCCGACUGGCCAGCAUCCCCUGGGGGCCCUUCACCGGGCCGGCCGGUGGGCACAUCCUGUACCCGGAGUUCCGGGAGGACUUCACCGGUGUCCUGGCCACCCCCUUCCGUAGCCUGCGCCUGAGCCUGGCCCAGCACAUGAAGGACCUGUCGGCGCCGGAGCUCUUCCUGGCGCCGGAUCUCCGGAGCUCGGCCAACCCCCAGCCCCAGCCCUUCGACCUGGGUGCCGGCCUGCGUGCGCUGGCCGGGGUCCUGCGCCAGGCGCGGCUCAUCCGCUCUUCGGAUGAGGAGCUUGGCCUGCUGCCGCGUGCGGACUUGAUCCCGGCCCCGCCGGGUGGCUAUUCGCCGACGGCCCUGCUUGAGGCCCAUGGUGUUGCCGGGCCUGAGGGGACCUUCCUCCCGGGGAUGCUGGCCGUGUCGGCCAUGCCCUUCACCCCGGCGCCGGAGCUGGCGCCGACCCUCUACACCGCCGGCAAUGCCAUGAUCGAUGCCAAUGGGCGCCUGCUGAGCUUCAAUGCCGACAAGCGCCUGGUGGAUGGGGCCGGUCGGCCGAUGUCCUUCAAUUCCGGCGGCCUGCAGGUGGACCACCAGGGGGCCGUGAUGUAUGGCUCGGCCACGGAUCUGGCCUUCGCCGUGGCCCCAGGCCGGCGGACCAUCACCAACCCCCGGGCUGGCGGGCCGUUUGUCCAGCACUCGCCCUUCGGACCGGAUGGCCGGCCGAUCUUCCCGGCUUCCGGCAACUCCCCGGCCCGCGAUCUGUAUGGUGCCCCGCUGCACCUGGACAAGGAGGGCCACCAGGUGGACAUGUCCUCCGGGCGCCCGGUUCGGGUGUUCUACAACAACGCCGGCAUCCGCUGCGACCCGGUCACCGGGCAGCCGAUGCUCUUCGCCAACCCGACCACCGGCAUGACUCGCGCCCAGCUGGAGGCCCAUGUGGAGGCCGGCGAGUCGCUCUUCCUGUCGGCCCCGCCGGCCGAGCUGGACAUCCUGCGCCAGGCGUCCAACCCCGGCGCCCCGGCGGUGGUCCUGCACCAUGGGUCCCCGGGCAGCCAGCCGAUCAUGCUGUCUCCGGCCGGGGAUCUGGCCACUCCGGCCGGCCGGCCGGCCCUCUUCACCAAGCAGGGCCUCCGCGCAUCGACCUUCCAGCCCCAUGCGCCGGGUCUCUUCCUGGCCGAUGGGUCGGAGGUCCAGAUCCUGGAUGAGCAGGAUCCCGCCACCCUGGCCGGUGACCUGCUGACCGGGCCGCUGGCUCCCUUCGUCACCGGGCCCUUCGCUGGCAAUGCCCCCGGGCAGAGCUUCUUCCUCUUCCAGGGGAGCAUCAUGAUCGAUGCCCAGGGCAACUUCCUCGGUCGCUCCGGUAGCCGGGCCUUCCUGACUGCCGGCUUCGACCUGCUGAAUGAGGCCGGCCAGCUGAGUGCCUCGGCCCUGCAGGAUCUCUCGCCGGAGGUGUGCCCGGAGCUUGGUGGGCCGGUUGUGCCGCCUGCCUUCGAUGCUCCGCGCGAGGCGGUCCGCUCCAACCCGCUGCUCUUCCGCCAUGUGGCCGCCGCCGCCAGCUGGGCCCAUGCUCAGGCUGCCGGUGCCCCGGGGCCGGCGCUGCACACCUCCUCCGAGCUGCCGAGCCUCGGCCGCCAGGAGGGCCUCCUGCGCAAUGUCUUCGACCUGCUCCUCUUCGAGGGCCGUCAGGGCAUUCCCAUCCCCACGAUGCCCCUGAACUCGUGAGCGCGCGCGCCCGCGCCCGCGCGCAUGGCUUCCCGGCUCUCUAUACACACAUGUGCACACAUGGGCGCAUUUACCCGCGUGCCCGCCCUGUGUUCUGCCUUUCUUUUCUCCGCCCGCCCCCUCUUCCCCCUUUCCCGUUGCUGUGUACCUUCCCCCCCCCCCCCCCCCC